AUGCUAACUGUUAAACCCAAGGCGGACCUGGCAGACGAUGCCAAGAAUGUAGAGCUCUACAACGAGGCGAUCGAACAGCUCAAAUCUGUUAGCUUACAGGUGAGGUCGCCGGGAGAGUACGUUGCAACAAGGCUCGAAUCGGUUUCUCUGGAUGAUAUCAGACGUGAGCUUAAGGCGCUGCUGGCAUCGUGCCAGUCCAACGCCUCAGGCAUUCUGAAGCCACUAGUAUCAACUGCGACUCCUUUCAACGACACUAUUGAGUCUACUAUCCAGUCUUUGCUACCGUUCAAGGAUGUGCUGAAGGAGUCUUCGCGGCAGCUUGACAUCGGUAGGAGCUCAAUCAAGCAAAGAAAGUCACACAUCAAGCUGAGUUUGUCUAGGUUCGUCGCUGUUUCCUAUGCCAAAAUGGCGCUGUCAACCCACCUGGAGGCUGUCAAACACCUGGAAAGCAUCUCCGAAGAGAUAAUCGAUACAUUCGCGACGGAAGAUGACGUUAGCGUGAAGAGUGACGCCAACAUUGUAUUGAGGGCCAUAGAUGCGCUUGACAGAUGCGCCCGACUUGUGGAAAAAGCUGGCGACGUCGUAAAAUCUGAUGACGACAAGCGAACUGUGACAAACGAUUGGGCAAUCUUAGAGGUCAUACCGUCUGAGAUCAACAGGAUACAGAGGCUGCUUAAACAGGGCGAGCAUUACGAAAAUGCUAUCACCGAAUACGUGAACUAUUGCCAAAAAACGUUGAAGGAGGUUGACCCCGAGCAACUGGGUCUGCAUGAGGACGUAUCGAUCGACCCCGGGAAAACAAAUAUAGAGAACGUCCUGGAAAUGGAGAAGCUGCUGAAAUGGAACGAAUUAGAGGAGCUGCGGUCGAUUUACGCAGUCGAAUCUGCGUCUAAGAGCGUUCUCCGUCUCCACGCCAGCCUCAUCAAGCUCACCGACACGUGCACCAAAAGUGAAAUGACAGCCCUGUUCACGUUAUACACCGAGCGGUCGAAUAUCUGCCUGCAGGAAGACCUAAAUGUAACCGCGUGCCGAAAGCCACCUCGCGACAUCGCAGCCCAUGUUAACGGGCUAUGCUCACUCAUAAAGGGGGGAGAACAACUGCGACUGCCUACGGCGGGCUGCAACACUGCCAUCCUACCCUUUGUUGAUAUAUUCACCCAGGUCUUUGUCAAGCCCAUCCUAAACACGAUUGUGGGUGAGCUGGUGCAAAGCGAGCAGGGCUACGUGCCACUCAGCCCCCAUGGAGAAGCGAAUCAUUUUACCAACUUCGUUGACAUGGCCAUUGAACGCCUUCUCCACCCGCAAUACAGCAUUGCAAUGCAACUGCUGAACGAUUUAGCCCAUGCGUGGGGAAAUGAUAGAUUUAAAGUGAUUUGUAUUUUCGAUGGGAUUGCAAAAGAGCUGUUGAAGCACAUCGAGAAGCAUUUUUCUGCGAUCUAUUUCCCCAUAUAUGUGGAUCGCUUCGCGAGCAAUUUGGAGGCCUACGACCACCUGAUUGAGAACAUCGAAAUUGCGGCGGGCAGCUACCGCCACUACCUGAAAUGGAGAGGGUCGGACAUACCCAAUACCGUAUCCAGGUGUUUCAGCGUCGGGGCUGUCUGUGACAACUUCAUCGAGAAUGCUGCAAGGGAGCUAACGGCCGAGAUAACCACCAACGGAAACAUUACGGGCAAACUGCAUGAGGGAGAUGGCCAGACGUUCUACCUACCGCCCUCCAUGGUGCUGCAUAGGCAGCUGCUAGCUUUGUUCAAGCACCGCAACUUCUUCUACCAUCUGGUGCCGCAAUACCUUAGAGGCGCGUCGGAGAUGUUUGCGGAGUAUGUAAAAUACCUCCAGGCAACCGUGUCUAAAAUGGAGUCCAUUUACGCCAACGAGUCCAAAGACAGCACCGAGUCCGGAGAGGCCGUGACUAAUGCCGCCUACAUGUUGCACGACCUAGACGCAAUUGAAACCGCCAUAAAUUCGGGGAGCACUGACGCCCUCAGCGUCACACUCUCGGCCAUGCCCGUGGAUGCCAGGGAAUCCGACUAUGGCGCUAGCUUCCCACGGGUGGCUCACACGUGGGAUAGUUCCGACAGUGGCCAGAGCUCACCCAAGGCGUCAAGCGGCAGCACCAGCAGCGGUGGAACGACGUCGACCUAUGUUUCUGUCGACCCCAACACGCCCUCUCAAUCGCCUCCAAAUGAAACCGAAAUGGAUGCCCAUUCCAAAGACCUGCAAUCGGCGUUAGAUUCGAGUAACCUUCCCUCCACUAUUGUACUUUUAGAAGGCAAAUCGGACGGCGACAUCGUUAAGGCGGCGAUGAGAAGGCUGGAGUACCCGUUGCAGGUUGCAUUUAAACGCCUCUCAUUCGCCCUCAGCGGCGUCGACGCUGACGAUACCUCUAGGGCGUUGACACAGCGGUCCAGAGAUCUGUUGGAUGAAUUGUGGAAGGAGGCGCACAAAUCUAACGACUCUCAUCGUUCCCAUGAGGACGGCGACAACACGACCGCCACGGCACAGGGCUAUGCCGACAAGCUGCCAACAGAAGACCUAGCGGACGUCAGGGCGCUUGUUACGUUUACGAAAACCAGCAUAGAGCUGCUCUACAAUUUUUUCAACAGCGCGCACGAGCAAAUAGAGGCCCUCAAAUACAAUCUGGAGUACCUCGUGAUACAAAACUUGGUAUCAGGUGCCACAUGCAGCUUGCAGUUCCUGCAGUCGAUGCCAUCCAAGUUCAGGUCCGCCACCAAGCAGGAUGUCAGCAAACCCAGCAACUACGUGAAGUACACGCUGGUCCCGCUGCUGUCGUUCAAGGAGUUCACGUCGCCGUCGAUCCCGCAGGACCUGGCGCGCAAGAUUUUGACCCAGACUGUCGCCACACUUGCGUCUGAAUACCGGAACCAGGUGUUGAAGCUCCUGCAAACGGUGCAGAACCUCAACGAAUCGCUGCUGAACUCCAAAAACGUCAGGGUCAAGGAGCAGGGCGCCAACUACCUCAUCGCAGACCUCGGCCUGAUCAGGGCGCAGCUGAAAACGGACAUCGCAGAAUUCGUACACCAAUGCAACACAAGGAUGGGCAUCCAGCAGGAGCACUGCGAAGAUCUGAGAAUCCUCAGCGUAUGCAUUCCGGACGACGCAAUGGAGAAGUGA
This is a messenger RNA of Babesia bigemina, 3132 nucleotides long. RefSeq lists its product as hypothetical. The record is from RefSeq and is a predicted model, not a curated record. Lineage: Eukaryota; Apicomplexa; Aconoidasida; Piroplasmida; Babesiidae. Gene Ontology annotation, cellular component: membrane; COG complex. The transcript has a single exon. Bases 1 to 3132 code for a protein of 1043 amino acids. Gene Ontology annotation, biological process: intra-Golgi vesicle-mediated transport; protein transport; Golgi organization.